This is a messenger RNA of Ipomoea nil (Japanese morning glory), 912 nucleotides long. RefSeq lists its product as uncharacterized. The record is from RefSeq and is a predicted model, not a curated record. Gene Ontology annotation, molecular function: protein serine/threonine kinase activity; phosphatidic acid binding. Gene Ontology annotation, biological process: protein phosphorylation. The coding region runs from base 1 to 912 and encodes 303 amino acids. The transcript has a single exon. NCBI's taxonomy places the organism in Eukaryota, Viridiplantae, Streptophyta, Magnoliopsida, Solanales, Convolvulaceae.
AUGGCCUUCUAUGGCUACCAGGAUUCUGUCGGUGAGUACUCCACUACACCAUAUCAUCACUUUUAUGCAACUCACCAACCUUCCUAUGAAUUCUGCAACCCAAAUCUGGUUAAUAAUUGUCCCAAUUUCCAUGAUUAUUCUGGCUACUAUGCUAAACACCCAGAAGUGAAUUACAAUUACAAUUACUCUGUGUAUAGUUCCAGUGAGCCAAAGGUGAUUCAGUACGAUGAUGGUGGGUAUGGGUUUUCGGAGACGAAGUUUAUAGUUUCAUACUCAACCUUAGAGCCACAAGAUGACACUGAUUUUGAUGAGUAUGACCCAGACCCUUAUGAUGGUGGCUAUGAUAUUGCUGAAACCUAUGGCAAACCCCUUCCCCCUUCUAGUAAAACCUGUUACCCUCGUUCCACCACAAACACCCUUCUUCCAGAACCUUUCUCCCAUGGAUCUAUCCCUUCCAAUUCUCCCCAUGGAAAAGACCCAAAAGGCAUUCAUGAUCAACCAGUAGUAAAACCCAGCAAGGAAACUGAACCAGAGAUUGCCAAAGAGAGGGAUAUAGUCCCCACUGAUUCUGGAAAAUUUGAGGAUCUAAAUAAGGGUAAUGAAAAUUCUUCCAAGAAUGAUGAAAAUGGUUAUGGGUAUGGGUAUGAUUACCAGGUUGGUAGUAUUCCUUAUGGGUAUGGGUUGGAGAGUGUGGAUAUAUGUGACAGUAUAUUUGGUUACUGGCCUUGUUGGGAGAAGUACCAGAAAGGGAAUUGUGAGGUGAGGGAUGAAGAAAGCAGCAGGAAUCCAUGGGAAAGUACAGCUGAGUAUCUUUUUGGCAGCCCCUUCGGAUAUGGUGGAGAUGAAAGAUUCGGAGGUUUCAGUUAUGGCGGUUAUUAUCUGCAACCGAAUCAGAAUCUCAAUGACGGUUAA